This is a messenger RNA of Trachemys scripta elegans, 1437 nucleotides long. It is a transcript of the gene HOXB7, whose product is annotated as homeobox B7. Gene Ontology annotation, biological process: regulation of transcription by RNA polymerase II; anterior/posterior pattern specification. The transcript is spliced from 2 exons. Bases 334 to 987 code for a protein of 217 amino acids. The record is from RefSeq and is a predicted model, not a curated record. Gene Ontology annotation, cellular component: nucleus. Lineage: Eukaryota; Metazoa; Chordata; Testudines; Emydidae. Gene Ontology annotation, molecular function: RNA polymerase II cis-regulatory region sequence-specific DNA binding; DNA-binding transcription factor activity, RNA polymerase II-specific.
CCCUUGAAAACUGAUUACAGGUUGCUUAUCGACUCCGGCACAAUUCCACCCCAUUCUCGCAUAGAUCUUGGAGGGUUUAUAUCACAUACAUUAUUGAUCAUAUUUUAUAAACCCAACAGUACUCCCAUUUUUUUUUUCCACAUUACCAGGAGCCAGUGGGGAAGCUGGCUGCUGAUUGGAGCGGGCAAAAUCACGUGCCCCGGAGUCACAUGGUCAGGGAGGAAAAAGGGGGUCCUUUUUGGUGUAAAUCUGGAUUCUAAUUCCGUAAUAUAUCACGGUACCUCGUAAAACCGACACUAAAACGUCCCGGCCUACAAAUCACCCGGCCAAAGUAUGAGUUCAUUGUAUUAUGCGAAUGCUCUAUUUUCUAAAUAUCAAGCCGCAAGUUCAGUUUUCCCAUCCGGCGUCUUUCCUGAGCAAACUUCUUGCGCUUUUGCCUCCACUACCCCACGAACGGGGUAUGGGUCUGGUUCCAGCGCCCCGUUCGCUGCUGCCAUGCCUGGACUGUACGCCAAUGGGAGCAGCGUGCACCCCCAAACCUCUAGCAUGUAUUCCACCAGCUACGGCCUGGAAACCAGUUCUUUCAACAUGCACUGUUCUCCGUUUGAGCAAAACCUCUCCAUGAUGUGCCCGGGAGAUGCCUCCAAGCAGACGUGCAGCAAAACGGAUCAGAGGGACUCAGACUUGCAAAGCGAAAGCAACUUCCGGAUCUAUCCCUGGAUGAGGAGUACAGGGACUGACAGAAAAAGAGGACGUCAGACCUACACCAGGUACCAAACCCUGGAACUGGAGAAAGAAUUCCACUAUAACCGCUAUUUGACCAGAAGAAGACGCAUCGAAAUCGCUCAUGCUUUGUGCCUGACAGAGAGGCAGAUCAAAAUCUGGUUCCAGAACAGACGCAUGAAGUGGAAAAAAGAAAAUAAAACUGCAUGCACCGGUUCAAAUAGCCAGGAAAAACCAGACGCUGAAGAUGAUGAAGAAGAAUGAAAGGGAUGGGGUUUGGAUGAAGGGGACUUUAGUCCAGAAAGCUACUCCAGGAAACGUGAAACCUAAACAUAAGGGACUAUAUAUAAAAAAAUAAAUGAAAUCAAAAUAAAAACAAGCCUAAAAUGAUGCAUUCUGUUUCCUGAUACUGAAAAAAAUACUACCUAUAUUACAGUUUUUUUUUGUACAAUAGAAUGGAUAAUAAUAUCUACCUAUUAAAUGUGGCUUUAGAGUCAGAUAGAUACAUUUUUCUAUGUGGGUCUUCCUAUAGUACAAGUAUUUGUAAAUCUCCCUGUUUGUAUUUCCUUGUGUACUUUUUUGGUAUGAAGUAAUGUGGUCGUGUUAGCACCUUUAAUUAGAAAAUGUGAUCUGAAAGUAUGAGGGGAAAUUAUACAUAACGUAUGUAGUACUCUGUACAUAAUAUGAAUUAUCAUUACCGCUUGUUCUGUUGUA